GUUUAGCACUUCCUUCGCCAUGGCACAAGAUCGGCUGGUGCAUGCAAGGCUUCUCCCCAAAGUGUGGCUGUGCAGAUGUGAAAUUUUGCACACGGCAAAUAAUUGAGGCUGGCAAGGCGAAGCGAUGGCAAAGCACACUGUGCACACUCAGAAAACUGUCCGAAAACUUUUUUCAGGCCGAUGUGGUGUUGAUCAACGCUAUCUCUCAGUGCCUUGCACGUUCGAAGUCAUGGAGUUGGAACCUUCAACUCUUGCGAUGGAUGCACGGAGAUCUAUUGGAACCAGACUUGUUGACUUUGACUUUUGCCACGAACUCUUGCUCCUCAAACUGGAAAGCAGCCAUAGGGCUAUUCGAUCUGGGUGCUGGCAGGGUUCAUGUGCAAUCGAUUGAACCUGACGCUGUUUUGGUGAACUCUGUCCUUUCUUCUCUGAUCUGGGGAAAUCUUUGGCAAGAAGCUUUUGGUCUCCGCUCAAGGGCUCCGACGGACGUCUAUGGGGCAGCAACCCUGCUGGCUGGGGCGUCCCUGUUGUGGACUGAAGCAUUGGACUACUUCGAGUUGCAGAAGGAAGAGGGGCUACAACUGAAUCUGGUGUCGAUGAAUUCGCUGUUGAAGGCAUUGACCUCUUCUUGGCCGCAGGCCGCGAUGCUCCUCCGCACAGUGGGCGGUCAAGCCGAUGCGAUUUCAUUCAACACUGCGGCAGCCAGCACUGAUGGACACUGGAGGAGGUCUGUGGCGUUGUUGGAUCAGCGGCGCGCCGUUGACCUGGCCGUGGAUUCCUACACCGUAGCAGCGUUGGCGGACCAGUGCGCCAAGGCCUCUCGUUGGGAAAUUGCCCUGCUGGAAAUUGGCACCUGCGAUACAAUUGCAGCGAAUCGACUGCUGGAUGCUUGUGCUGAGGCGAGUGCGUGGCAGAUGGCAUUGCACCUCUUGGAGACCAUGUUUCAUCAGAGUCCACGGCCGAGUCUCAUCAGCUGCAGUUCCGCCCUGAAGUCCUUGGGAUCGACUGCCACAGCCGCCACAGGUCUGUGGCAUUUGUCCCUGGCUUGGCUCCAGCGACUGCGGUGCCACAAUUUUCACAGCAAUGUGUUGGAUUCGACCUGUAUGGGAGCACUGGGCUGGGCAGAAGCCUUGGCUCUUUGGAAAUCUGGACGUCAGGGCCUUCGUUUGGACGCGGUGAGUUUUAUCUCGCUGCGACUUGCCAUGGGUCGCAGAUGGGAUGUGAGUUUGCAACUGGCUGACAUGCGACGUGCUGUGGAUAUUCCUGAGACUUCAGCGGACUGUGUGCUACCUGAAGCAACCUGGGAGAUUGCCUUGCAACUCUCGAGCCGUUUGGUGACGUUGCAAGCGCCAGUCAUCAUGACAACUUUGGAAUCCUCAUGGGUCCAAUCUUUGGCGCAAUGGCUCUGGCUGCAAGGGCGUGGGGUGGAGGUCGAUGCGAUUGCAGUCCAGAGUGUGCUCAAAAGCUGCAGGAGGGUCUUGCAAUGGCAGCAGUGUCUUGCUUUCCCCAUGGCCACUGGGGCCACCAGCAUCUUGGGCAACAGUGCCAUGGCCACCGCUGUGGAAGCUGGGCGACAAUGGCUGGUCCCCAAGAUGUUGCGAGCCCUGCGCAGCCAUCAUGUGUCGCGAGGUGCACGAUCGAAGUAUGUUGAGUAUCAUUCAAAUGAAGCCACCUUGCUGCCGCCUACAAAGCAAAGUGAUGUGGUUUCCUACAACAUUUGCAUGUCAUCAUAUGAGAAGCACAAGUUCUGGCGAGGCUCUCUGCAGCUAUUGCAGGAGGCGGUUCUGUCAUCCUUCUGCGUGGAUGGCACCACGUACGAGGCAGCUCUGACCAAUUGUCGUGAUGACUGGAAGAGGACGUUUUGGUUGCUGUCGAAGCUCCCACGCAAGUGGCGGAGCCUCUCCUGUUUGAACAGCGCCAUGGGCGAGGAGCCAUGGGAACAAAGCAUGGAGCUCAUGGUUGUCAUGAAGCACCAAGAAGUGGAAGCUGAUGUCAUCACACACAAGGCGAUGAUCAGCAGCUUUGGCCGGGGGAUGCAAUGGAAAGCGACCCUAGGAGAACUGAUUCCCUUGCGAAAGCAAGCCUUGAUAGCCUUGCACAGAAAGGAGGCUAUGGUGGGCUGGGGUGAUGAUUUUGAAACAAGUCUAUGGAAAGAAGUGGAUGGAGAGAAGUGGAGAGAAGUGGAGAGAAGCGGAGAGAAGUGGAGAGAAGUGGAGAGAAGUGGAGAGAAGUGGAGAGAAGUGGAGAGAAGUGGAGAGAAGUGGAGAAGCGGAGAGAAGUGGAGAGAAGUGGAGAGAAGUGGUAAGAAUAAGUAG
Messenger RNA from Cladocopium goreaui, 2315 nucleotides. NCBI's taxonomy places the organism in Eukaryota, Dinophyceae, Suessiales, Symbiodiniaceae. The record is from the annotation of a GenBank genome assembly.